Messenger RNA from Lichtheimia ornata, 1968 nucleotides. RefSeq lists its product as uncharacterized. The coding region runs from base 1 to 1968 and encodes 655 amino acids. Lineage: Eukaryota; Fungi; Mucoromycota; Mucoromycetes; Mucorales; Lichtheimiaceae. The record is from RefSeq and is a predicted model, not a curated record. The transcript has 3 exons.
AUGAUAAAAAGUUGGCAAUUUCGCAACAACACUGUACAACCUAGUUCACCUUCUACAACGCCAUCUACCUUUAAACACCUUAUCCCUUCUAUUUCAUUACUCAAUUUCCCCCUCUCGACGACAACAACUACUACCACCAACAAUAACAGCAAACCCGAUGACAGCAUUGAGGAUGACUCUUCUCUACCACCACCUCCUCCUUUAUUCGACUGUAACGAUAGUGACCUUAUCAAAGACACACAUUCUGAAUGUCCUCGUGCCAUACGCCCUGUACAAAUUUUGACGGAACGGCUGGAAGGAUGGCAAUUACUUGUAAAACAAUUAUACGACUACUUUGGACAAUUGGCUGCCACAGAGUCUCAAGUAGCAAAAGCCUAUGAGCGAAUGAAUCACUUUGGCCAACAAAAUGAUGAAAACAGCAACGAUCGAUCCACGUUCCUGGGAUCCCAUUUGACCUGCAUGCAUGGGAUCCGACGGAUUUGCAUGGCGUGGGAAACCCACCACGUUGACACUGCCAAAGGUCAUGCCAUGUUGAGUAACUAUUUGGAAAUGCACGUGAUUCCUACAUUGGCUACCAUGAAACGCGAGUUAAAAUCCAUGAUACGAUCCGUGCAUACCGACGAUCGACUUUGUCUAUCUACCCUUGCAAAGAUGAGAAGGGAGGCGAGAAAAAGGCUCCAACGACUUGAGAGGCAGCUCUCAUUUUUCGAACAAUAUCCACAACAUGGCCAUGCUAAACAAGAUCCAUGGCUUGUGAAUGCAGCGGUAGUACAACAUAUGCUAAAGGUGUAUCAUCAAACAAACAAGAUGCAUGAGACGAUCCUAAGACUCCAAAAAGAAGUCAUGAUCACCGAGCAACAAUUUAUUCAAGACUUUCGACAAUUGUGCCAGGACAUAUAUCAUGUGCGAGAACAAACAGCCUUAGGAAUCGAUCCUGGGUAUGAGAAAAUGAUUCAAGCAGUGGAAAGUGUCGCCACGGACGACGACUGGAACGAUUUUUGUGAGCAUUAUAAACAAGAUUUGAUAUCAGAGAAUGCCCGUUUUCUUCAUCCGGACCAACUCGAGUAUCCGAAUCAUACACAUCCACUUGUACAACCUUUAUUUGCUGCUCGCAUGGAACGUAAUUCCAACUUUUUGCAUCGAUGGCAUGAAUACAUUUAUGUCUUGACACCUGCUGGAUUCCUGCAUGAAUACAAAAGCAGUAGAUCUUAUCCAAACAAACCCGAUGCAUCGAUUUUUGUACCCCAUUACAACGUAUCCACAUUAUCCACGAAUCUACAUCAUAAUUUGAUAUUUCAAUUGCAAGCACAAGAACGACAUCAUUUGCAAGACUACAUGCCAGCAUCUUCAUCAUCGGGUGCAUCCACUGCAUCCUCUUCUUUAUCAUUUACAUCCGUUAUCAGUGAACCUCGAGGAAGCCGUCAUCGAUCCAUGAACUCAAAGACAUUAACAUUUCGCGCAAAGUCGGCAUCCGAUAUGCAAGCAUGGCUGGAGCAUUUGACUGAGCUCUCGUAUCGGUAUCGUCCUUCGGUUAGCUAUAGCGCACCGCCCUUUUCACAACCCACCAAUGCAACCAACCCCGAAGUACUCAUCACAUCACCUACCAUGACCGUCGUUGAUAAGCAACAAGUAACCUCACACGGUGAUAGCACUACUACUACUACUACUACUACAGAGUCGGCAACAUCAGAUGAAAAAGAAUCUCAACAACCUCAUCGUUCCAUCAUUGCACCCAUGAUUGUUCCUUCUUCUCAAGACAAAGACACGACGCAUUCCAAUGCAUCCAAUGACGACGUUGAUGAUAAAGCACCCUCCUCCUUGGUUGAUCAGCAACAACAUCCAUCGCCUAUCAUCUCAUCACCUCUCAGUGGAUGUCUCCAUGAAUCCCCCUCGUCAUCAUCAACCAAAGAACAAAAAAGACCUUUCAUGUUAAUGGGAGUAUGUUUACCAGAAGAUAUGCAAUCUUGA